Aureobasidium musti is the source of this 1608-nucleotide messenger RNA. The record is from the annotation of a GenBank genome assembly. NCBI's taxonomy places the organism in Eukaryota, Fungi, Ascomycota, Dothideomycetes, Dothideales, Saccotheciaceae.
AUGCGUUCUACCGCCUUCGCUCUGGCCGCCGUUGCUGGCAUGGCCGCUGCCUCUCCCAUGCCCCAGGACCUUGACUUCUCUAUGCUGGACUCCGCUCCUGAGGUCGCUACUGGCCCCACUGGUGUCGCUGUUGUCGAGGAGGCUUCCAUUGCUAGCACUGUCGCCGUCAGCACUGUUGCUACUGCCAGCGCUACCGCCACUGCUGGCGCCAAGCGUGACCUUGAGAAGCGUACUUUCGGUCUUCUUAACCCCUUCUACUUCUACAAGGGCCUCGAGUGUGAGAUCUUCCACAACUGCGGCAGCCAGGGCAGCUCCCAGCAGGGCUGGGGCUGUGGCAAGCCUACCCAGACCAAGGCUACCUGGUCCCUGAUCACCACCUCUACUCCUCCCACCAACAUCCCCGCCUACUCUUACAGCACCUCAGCCGGCUCUUCUACUGCUGAUGCCGUUACUGGCUCUUCAUCCGCUGCUGUUUCGACCUCCAGCUCGGCUGCUGCCACUACAACUCAAUCUCCCAGCACUACUGCUGAUUCUAACGCCCCUUGCCCUACCUCUCCCGAGGAGGGCACCUACUGUGGGUUCAUCAACCCAGAAGAUGCCUGCGCACCUCAACCUGUCCAGCCCGACACUGUCGACGCUUUCUACUCUUACGCUCCUUUCCACUCCAUGGCAUCUGCUGCCCCUACUGUUGUCCCCAGCUCGGACAAGACUCAGUACACUCAGGUCUUCAAGGACCUUAACGCUGCCGUGUCUGCUAACUCCUAUAUUGGUCUUUACACCUUGACCUCUUACAACGCCCAGGAGUGCGCUGCCAAGUGUGAUGACACUGACCUCUGCACUUCUUUCAACAUCUACAUCGAGCGUGACCCCAGCCUUGCCCCUGCCAACAACGACAACACUACUUACACUCCCUGGGAGACCUACUGCCCUAACCCCUCUUCCAUCACCAACUACAAGUGCACUCUCUGGGGCUCUACUCUCUCCGCCGACCUCGCCACCAACAAGGGCGACUACCGUGAGCAGUUCCAGACCGUUAUCACCGGUUCCGAUGCCUACGACAAGACCAACGUCACUACUCCUUCCNNUGCUCAGUUCCUGCUGCUCCUGUCUCCACCUCCGCCAUCUCUUCGUCGGUUGUCUCUCCCUCCAAGCCCACCGGUCCUCCCGCACCUCCCGCUGGUGGACCCCUGCCCUCCCGCCGGUGGCCCUGCUCCUCCUGCCCCUGCCGGUCCCGGCCCCAAGAAGCCCACCCUGAAGCCCGGUCAGAACUGCGGUCCUAAGGCUAUCUCCGCCCCCAAGUACCACAUGGGCAGCAAGUUCAUCCCCGGACCCUUCAACCCCCAGGUCUGCUCCAACUACGCCAUUGAGCAAAACACCUUCAACCGCAACGCCGCCAUCAAGGCCGGCAAGCACAGCUACACUCCUUGCAAGAUGUUCAACUCUUACUUCCUGCACAAGGACAACAAGCCUUUCGGUACUUACUGCUCGCUCUUCGGCGCUGCUCUUGACCACAACAAGUACGCCACUUUCGGUGGCAGUGGUUCUUACAAGACUCACCAGUCUUGGACUUUCGAGUUUGAGUUUGACGCUGAGUACUCUCGCUGCUAA